Messenger RNA from Daphnia pulicaria, 984 nucleotides. Its product is annotated as mitochondrial cardiolipin hydrolase-like. The transcript has 4 exons. Gene Ontology annotation, cellular component: mitochondrion. The record is from RefSeq and is a predicted model, not a curated record. Lineage: Eukaryota; Metazoa; Arthropoda; Branchiopoda; Diplostraca; Daphniidae. Bases 115 to 753 code for a protein of 212 amino acids. Gene Ontology annotation, molecular function: RNA endonuclease activity producing 5'-phosphomonoesters, hydrolytic mechanism. Gene Ontology annotation, biological process: piRNA processing.
CAUCUUCAUUCUGUUCUUCACACGUUUACGUUGUUAUUAAUUUAUUUCCUAGUCGAAACUUGUUAAGUAAGUUGGCUUACAACAAAACUCGUUUAAGAAAAGUCGAUAAACGAAAUGAAUUCGGUAGAAAUCUCUAGUUUUAUCCCCAAACUUGGUCUAGUCGUAGUAGGAAUUGUGUUGGUUGAAUGCACUCGGCGAGGCUUGAAUUACCUGCAGCGAAAAAAUUCAAAGCCAGUGAUUAGACAAGUGAUUUUCUUUCCUGAUAAACAAAUUGCCUGUAAAGACUUUUUCGAUUCAGUCGAAGGCUGUUCGAGGAUUCGCUGCGAUUUCAGCCACACAACAACUGGCUUCAGGCAACUACUUUCCCACAUCAAGUCAGCAAGGAAAUCUAUCGACAUUGCUGUUUACUGCAUCUCUUGUUUUGAGAUUGCAGAUGUUGUGUUGCAACGUCACAAAGUUGGAGUCAGAGUCAGAGUGAUUACAGACCAGAGCAUGGAGAUAGCUUUCGGAUCCCAGAAUCACCGUUUUAUGAAAGAUGGGAUCAGGGUACAUACCAACAAACCCCCAUUUCUAAUGCACCACAAGUUUUUUAUUAUUGACGAUGAGCUGCUUUGCUCUGGGUCCUUCAACUGGACUUCACAAGCUGUCACUGGUAACAACGAAUCUGUCAUAAUCACUAAUGAUCCCUGGACCGUUGAACCUUUUUGUGCUGAAUUUCAAAAAUUGUGGCAAGAAACUAAGCCUGGAAAUUAACUCUUGGGGACUUCUUCUUUACCUCUUAAAGGGACCUUGAAUUUUUGUUUGCCAAAAUUUCACUUAUAGCACUUGCGAUUCCGAUACCUGCUCAGAGACAGUAGAACUCCAAUAAGUUCUUGAAUAAAUUCUUUAACUAUUUUCAUGAUCAACAAUAGAACUACAUUGAAUUUUAAAUAUUUUAAAUGUCCAACGAUAGAACUCCAACGAUUUUAAAACUAUUUUCAUGUC